Molecule: messenger RNA, 1458 nt
Organism: Meyerozyma guilliermondii ATCC 6260
Lineage: Eukaryota; Fungi; Ascomycota; Pichiomycetes; Serinales; Debaryomycetaceae
Exons: 1
Coding region: 1-1458 (485 amino acids)
Molecular function (GO): protein binding
Source: RefSeq, a predicted model, not a curated record
AUGAACCUUGAUGACUUACCAUGUGAAGUAAUCACACAUUGCUUUUCGUACUUGAGCACAAAACAUCUCGUCAAGAUAUUACUGUUGGAGAACAUUUCUGAAAAUAUCCUCCAAGCUUUAGCUGAGAAUUGCAAUCAUUUAUGGCAUUCGAAGCAAAUUCGGGGGAUCGAUAUAAGAACAAUUGAAGGUACUGAAGAUAUUGAAGGAAUUCAAGGCAUUGAAGGUACUGGAGUUUACAAUGAAACUGACUUUGACCGGUUUCUACAAAUACAUAAGAUCCUUGAAAAGAAGUCACUCAAAUGUCCUCUUUGGUUUCAUUGUAGAUGGGAGAACAUUUUUGACAUGGAGAAAGAUCUUGAUGAAAUAAAUAUGGUUUACAAUGGACAAAAGUUGGGCAUUAGUGUUGACUUCAAAGACCCGGCGUUUCAAGUCUAUCCCAUUUUUUCAGACCAUGACAUUAAUCUCAAAAUCACUUGCCUUUCAUUGAACCCAUUUCGUGGAUAUUGUAUCGAUUUGAAUAAUUUCCCGAAAUUGGAGACUUUUUAUGGCGAAAAAUGCGAAAUGAGAGUUGACCACUCUCACCCCAGCUUGAAGACUGUAAUUCUCAACCUGGUGACUUUCAGCACAUUACCGACUAAUUUGAUAAAGUUGUUUGCAAGAGACUGCACGAUAAGAAUGAAUGAAAACCAUCCAAAGCUAGAGGCUCUCAAAGUGUUGUCUUUAAAAUGUGAACGAGAGCCUUUUGGUUUCUCCUCGCUAGUCAGAGUGCUCUGGAACAAAGAUUUGGAACAUUUUUCGUAUAUCGGUGAAGGGGCAAUAGAAGAGGAUGAAGUCCUCACCAUGGUCGGCCCCAAGGUGACAAGUUUUGGAUUCUCUGGCUCAAUUUCGGCGAAGAUUCCCUCGCUGCUAAGCUCCUUGUACUCCUUGUAUGGCGGAAACCUCAAAAAGUUGACUGACUUUUCCCAUUUGAGUUCCCUUACAUUAUGGCAGCCAUCAGGUAACAUCAACGAUUGUAAAUUACCGCCCAACUUGCUCGACCUUGCAUUGUAUAGGCCACGAGGUAUCAUCGGCUAUAAUUUUUUUUUACCGAUCAGCUUGCGCAAACUUUCGGUUCAUUGGGCUCAUUUUCAAGACUUGGAAGACUUCUUUCCACCUGAAAUAGUCGACCUUGAGUUAAUUUGUUGUGAAAUUGAGCUGAUAGACGAGUGGCUAAAACCAGCCCGAUUGAAGAGACUUUCACUAGAAACUAAUGCGGUUUCAACUUUUAAAGCGUUUCUUCCUUGCUGUGAAUAUUUGUGCUUGAGAAGAAAUAUUUUAAAGAAAGUUGAGAUUGAAGCUCCCGUUCUUGAGCAUAUUGACUUGGAUGAAAAUAAGCUUUAUACAAUUCCCAAACUCCCAGCUUGUCUUAAGGUCCUUAUUCUCAGCAACAAUGUACUAUAUCUUCCCAUAAUGUCUUAA